Messenger RNA from Loxodonta africana (African savanna elephant), 1296 nucleotides. It is a transcript of the gene QRFPR, whose product is annotated as pyroglutamylated RFamide peptide receptor. Lineage: Eukaryota; Metazoa; Chordata; Mammalia; Proboscidea; Elephantidae. The transcript has 6 exons. The record is from RefSeq and is a predicted model, not a curated record. Gene Ontology annotation, molecular function: peptide binding; neuropeptide Y receptor activity. Bases 1 to 1296 code for a protein of 431 amino acids. Gene Ontology annotation, cellular component: plasma membrane. Gene Ontology annotation, biological process: cellular response to hormone stimulus; G protein-coupled receptor signaling pathway.
AUGCAGUCGCUCAACAUCACUCCGGAGCAGUUCUCCCGGCUGCUGCGGGACCACAACCUGACACGGGAGCAGUUCAUCGCUCUGUACCGGCUGCGGCCGCUCGUCUACACCCCCGAGCUGCCAGGGCGCGCCAAGCUAGCCUUCGUGCUCACCGGCGUGCUCAUCUUCGCCCUGGCACUCUUUGGCAACGCCCUGGUGGUCUAUGUGGUGAUCCGCACCAAGGCCAUGCGCACCGUCACCAACAUCUUCAUCUGCUCCUUGGCGCUCAGCGACCUGCUCAUCACUUUCUUCUGCAUCCCGGUCACGCUGCUCCAGAACAUCUCUGACAAUUGGCUUGGGGGUGCCUUCAUUUGCAAGAUGGUGCCAUUUGUCCAGUCCACUGCCAUAGUGACAGAAAUUCUCACUAUGACCUGCAUUGCUGUGGAAAGGCACCAGGGACUUGUCCAUCCUUUUAAAAUGAAGUGGCAAUAUACCAACCGAAGGGCGUUUACAAUGCUAGGUGUGGUCUGGCUGGUGGCAGUCAUUGUGGGAUCACCCAUGUGGCACGUGCAAAGACUUGAGAUUAAGUAUGACUUCUUAUAUGAAAAAGAACAUGUCUGUUGCUUGGAAGAGUGGACCAGCCCUGUGCACCAGAAAAUCUACACCACUUUCAUCCUUGUGAUCCUCUUCCUGCUGCCCUUUAUGGUGAUGCUGAUCCUGUACAGUAAAAUUGGUUAUGAACUUUGGAUAAAGAAAAGAGUGGGGGAUGGUUCGAUGCUUCGAACCAUUCAUGGAAAAGAAAUGUCAAAAAUAGUCAGGAAGAAGAAGCGAGCUGUCAUUAUGAUGGUGACGGUGGUGGCUCUCUUCGGUGUGUGCUGGGCGCCUUUCCAUGUUGUUCACAUGAUGAUCGAAUACAGCAAUUUUGAAAAGGAAUACGAUGAUGUCACAAUCAAGAUGAUUUUUGCUAUCGUGCAAAUCAUUGGAUUUUCCAAUUCCAUCUGCAAUCCCAUUGUUUAUGCAUUUCUGAAUGAAAACUUCAAAAAAAAUUUCCUGUCUGCAGUUUGUUAUUGCGUAGUACAAGAAUCCUUAUCUCCAGCACAAAGGCGUGGCAGUUCAGGACUGACAAUGACGCAGAAGAAAGGAAGGUUUUCCCAGAGAGAGGUUCUGGUAGAGGAGACCAAAGGGGAAGCCUUCAGUGAUGGCAACAUUGAAGUCAAACUGUGCGAACAACCAGAGGAGAAGAAAAAUUUCAAACGACAUCUUGCCCUGUUUAGUUCUGAACUUUCUGGGAAUGCUGCCCUAGGCAGUGGGCGCUGA